AUGCCGUACAGUUUUGAUCUCGACCCAGAGUUGACUGUGGGAUGGGCAGCUUCACGAGAAGCCCCCUCUCAUCCAGACUUUGGCAAAGGAUUUGACAUUUCUUCGGAGCGGUUGCCCAGUCCAGCCGCCACCACCGCAACGAACGAUUCAUUGUUGCUGGCCGCAAUACGCGUGACCCCACCACCCAAGAAGAAAAGCAAAAAGUUAAUGUCGGCACUGCAAGCACAACAGCGACGAGAACGAGCCGAACAAGUCAACCAUUAUUGGACAGUGGCAUGCUGUGUCAUUGCCUGUCUCACCGUCGGAUUCGCUUUGUUGAACAUGGUGGUAUAUUCCGACAACUUUGUCAUCAAAUUGGCAUUCGUCACGCCAUUGGUGACGGCACCUUACGUCGUAUGGCAACGGAGGCAACUCAACAAGGCGCCCUACUUUAAUGAAGAUUAUGCUCGGUUGUUUGCGAAAGUGAGUCGGUUGCGAGACCAGAAUCAAGAGCUACAACUUGAACAUGAUCAACUCGAGAUUGAUUUGAAGCGUCUGAAGGCUGCCGAAAGAAAGUUGAUUUCCAUAGUCACCCAACAGGGAUGCAGUAUGAAGCAAGUUCGGCAACUCGUGAGAGAGAACGGGGAAAUCACGAGAGAAACUAUGCAACUGCAAGAAUCCGAGAGGCUGCUGCAUGUAAUUGAUCCCAAAAAGAAGGCCAGUAGAAGUGCCAACAACAAAUCAAGCUUUGUCGUGGAGUUUGAGGAAGAUGUGGUCAACGAAAUCAUUCAACGACUUCAAAACAUUACGUCGCGAAAACUGAACGAGCGAAGGCUGCGGAAAGCACUCUGCAAAUCACACUCUAAUUCUGUCUAUUCUGUGGGGUCCACUGAAGACAUUAGUGAAUAUGAGGCUUUCACAUUUCGAAGGUGUCCAAGCGACGGGUAG
Molecule: messenger RNA, 927 nt
Organism: Seminavis robusta
Lineage: Eukaryota; Bacillariophyta; Bacillariophyceae; Naviculales; Naviculaceae
Source: the annotation of a GenBank genome assembly